CUCGAGUGGAGAUGAAUCAUAGAGAUGUUGUCACUUUAGAUUUAUUCCUGACGUGUUCGGUAGUUUAUGCUCCAAUUUCUGCGGCUGUUUCCGAAUUCGGAACCAAUGCGCGCGCGAGCACAUGUGUGUGUGUGUGUGUGAGAGAGAGAGAGAGAUAGAGAGAGAGAGAGAGAGAGAGAGAGAGAGAGAGAGAGAGAGAGAGAGAGAGAGAGAGAGAGAGAGAGAUGGGUGCUGUGCAGCCAGGCACAGGCGAAACGCUGACGAGACGAGUCCCGCCUCUUUGGCGUCCAAAAUAGACCGUUUGGAAACAGAAACCGACCAACCACCCCGGAUACCGACACCGGACAGCUUCAGACGUCGGUCAUCAUGUACCGGUUGUUAGGGGCAACUAUGGAUCCGCUUCAUGGGACACGAAGGCAUGCAGGACCUUGGAGGGUUUGAACUUUGUAAUUUGGAAAAAAAAAAAGAAUGAAUAAAAAAAUCUGUUUUUAUUUCAGUAUCCGGAUACUUAAGAGACAAACGUUUUGCAGCUCUGCAAAAUGAGAGCCGAAGGCUGCAGAAGAAAGUUAAAAACUGCGCCAGCUUGUCUGCUGCGACCCGACUGCAGUGAUGUAGAAUAAUUCAUUGGGAUGUGUCAUUUUUUGGUUGCCAUGUGGGUCCCUUAAAGACAGCAGUUCCGUCUGAGUGUAGAAGUAGGGCAGAUCUAGGUGUUUUACUUGCGCUCCCGGUGUUUCCCAACUCCUGGAAGUCUAAACCCACCAUGGCCAGGUUGCGGAGGAAGGCUUGCGUUGCUCUGUUUCUGUUCACGUUGUUCAUCUUCGGGACUUUGAUGGGACUCCGAACCUUGAAACCCACCGACGGAUUCUCGGAUCUGGCUCCGGGCUUGGAACUCCUACCGAUCUUGGGAGGGAGGAUGGACCGGCGUGAUGCGACAGCGUCCCCGGUUCAAGCCCGCAUGCCGGGCAGCGACACCAAAGCAGCUUUCUCCAACUCCGGUCCAGAGGGGACCAUAUUCUACGACGUGCACAUAUUUUAUUACACCUGGUACGGCAGCCCGCACAUGGACGGCAAAUACAUCCACUGGGACCACAUCCUGGUUCCACACUGGGACCCCAAGAUCUCGUCCAGCUACCCGAGGGGGAGGCACAUGCCGCCCGAGGACAUCGGCUCCAGCUUUUACCCGGAGCUGAAUCCGUACAGCUCUCGGGACCCGGACGUGUUGGAGUCCCACAUGGAGCAGAUCGGAACAUCCGCAGCAGGGGUUCUGGUGUUGUCCUGGUAUCCUCCGGGCCUGGCUGACGACAACGGGGAACCUGCAGAGGAUUUGGUCCCAGCUGUACUGGAUGCUGCAUACAGACACAAUCUAAAGGUUGCAUUUCACCUCCAGCCUUACAGAGGAAGAAAUGACCAGACGGUGCACGACAACAUCAAGUACAUCAUUGACAGGUACGGUGAACAUGGGGCCUUCUACAGAUUUCCUUCCAGCACGGGCAAGAGUCUUCCUCUCUUCUACAUCUACGACUCCUACCUGACUCCACCCGAGUCCUGGUUGGAAUUCCUAACCUCCACCGGCUCCCACAGCGUCCGCGGUUCCGCCUACGACUCGGUCUUCAUUGCUCUGAUCGUGGAGGAGCGUCACAAGCACGACAUCCUCGCAGGUGGCUUUGACGGCAUGUACACUUACUUUGCCUCGAACGGCUUCUCCUUUGGCUCCUCCCACCAGAACUGGAAGGCCAUCAAGGAGUUCUGUGACGGGAACAACCUCCUUUUCAUCCCCAGCGUGGGCCCCGGGUACAUCGACACCAGCAUCCGGCCGUGGAACAACCACAACACACGCAACAGGGUGAACGGUCGCUACUACGAGACGGCCCAGCAGGCGGCGCUCAACGUGCGGCCAGAGAUGGUCACCAUCACAUCCUUUAACGAAUGGCACGAGGGGACGCAGAUAGAGAGGGCGAUGCCCAAAAAGACAGCCACCCGCGUGUACUUGGACUAUCAGCCACACGGACCUGAUCACUACCUGGAUCUGACCCGCACCUGGGCUGAGCAGUUCAAUAAAGAGAAGGAGCAGUGGUUGAUGUGAGCUUUCUGGAUACUCGUGGACAUUUCACGAGAUGGGAGGAGGUGAAAUGGUGCUCUCACUGGAGAUCGGACUGAACCCCUUUAAAAUGAGAACUCUGAAAGUUCUGCAAAGUCUGAUCUCUGUUCCAACAGAUAUAAAAGCCGAUCAGACAGGAAACCAGACGUGAUGCACUUUGAAAGUUUGAGAACGAGACGUUACGUUGUUUUUGAACUUGCACCUGUCAGGAAAUCUGUUCUCAUUUGCAUGAUUUUAUUCUCAUUAUCUCUCACUUUAAUUUGAUUUCCUGCAGAUGAUUUAGCUGAAAAUGACUCCGACCUCACACUUACACAUUAAACUAAUGAUUCAGCCAGUCAGUCUGGGUUUUAUGUUUAGGGGAAGAAAAGAAAAACAUGUGGGCAGGUGAAAUUUCCAUCUUCCAGCUGGCUGCUUGGCAACGGUACAUUACUCUUCUUACCCAAGAAGCUUCAAGUCAGUAAUAGUUUAGCGAUGUGCUGAACAGCGACUUUUAAUUAAAACCAAAUCAAAUGUUUCCUAUCAGUUUUGGGCGAAGUGACAGGAAGUAAAGCAAAGUUAAUUAAAACUUAUUUUCCAAAACUU
Molecule: messenger RNA, 2680 nt
Organism: Nothobranchius furzeri (turquoise killifish)
Lineage: Eukaryota; Metazoa; Chordata; Actinopteri; Cyprinodontiformes; Nothobranchiidae
Product: glycoprotein endo-alpha-1,2-mannosidase-like protein
Cellular component (GO): Golgi apparatus
Molecular function (GO): alpha-mannosidase activity
Source: RefSeq, a predicted model, not a curated record